AUGUUCACUCCAGUAAGUGGGAUUAGAAUAUGCUCGGAACGAAACAUUGAAUUGGUUGUGGGGGCGUUUGAUUAGGGCGUUGGGUGAAGGGCGGUAGACUAUCGUGUCUAUAGAAGGACAUUCGAGGGGAUCAAUGGGGCCAGGAGAAAGACUAAACUCAAGUUGUUGGCUCAGAUUUUGGUGAUGAUUGAGAGGGCACCUUGGUGGUAUAUCAAAUGCUCCAGCAUGUAUGUAUGCAGAAUAACUUUAUCUUAAAGAUACAAGGGAAACUGAGAUAGCCGUUUCUGGCUUGUAAGCCGUCAUCAGGCAGUCAUACGCGACUGCGAUGUAUGCAACCCUCGAGGCUAAAACUCGUAGCCUGUUGGUUAGGAGUCAAAAGCUCCAACCAUUGAACUGCGGGCCUGUUGUCCUGUCAGUUGAGAUCGGAUGUAUUAAAAAUGAUAAAGGAUCGCAGACCGAUCGUGUUAUGUGGCGAACUCACUCCAUUACGUCUUAGGGCUCUCUGUCUCGAACCCCGUCAGCUGCCGCACAGAUAUACGUAUAUGUAUGCGUAUAUGAAUUUAUCUUGGAAAAGACGAGAAAUAGGGAGAGAGAGUUCUAGGGCCAAUCUACCACAGAAAAGUUAAAAUCGCCAGCGAUUACCUUAACAUGAAGGGCAGAUUCCGGAACCAGUUCAAAGGUUCCACAAAACUGGGCAUCAUCACUGGCUAAUGUGCACAGGGAAUUGUAGAUACGGCCAAAUGCUGGGUAUCCCGCCAUCUGCAAGUAUACCGUGGCUCGCAGACUAAAAAACAUGCAGCCGAAACAGUCAAACAAAUAACAAAAACCGCCCUCAUCCCCCACCCAACCCCACAGACUGCUAAGGUGAAUCCACUCACCUUGGCGGCCUGGAAGUCUCGGCCCCUCUUAGCCAAUCAGACGAGUGACUUACCGGAACGGAGGAUAGCGUUAGUCGCUCGAGAACUGGCGCGCUACCAGGUGAACAUUUCUGCGCUCAGCGAGAUCCGGCUCUCCGGACAAGGCCAACCUGAAGAGGCGGGUGCCGACUACACUUUCUUCUUGAGCGGUCGUCCCAGGGCAGAUCGACGGGACGCGGUCGUCACCUUUGCCAUUCGGAACAACAUCGUGGGACGAUUGCCCUAUCUGCCGCAGGUCAUCAACAACCGACUGAUAAGCCCGCGCCUGCCUCUUUAGGUAUCCCAAUUCGCCACCAUCAUCAGCGUCUGCGUCCCACCAAUGACCGUUUCUGAGGAGACGAAGACCAAGUUCUACGAAGAACUGCACUCUCUCCUGUUGUCUGUGUCAAAGACAGAUAAGCUGGUUGACCUUGGUGACCUCAAUGUUCGCGUCAAGACAGACUGCUUUCUAGAGAGGAAUGUUGGGUCCUCACGGGAUCAGCGGCUGCAACGACAAUGGUCUCCUCCGUCUACACACAUACACAGAAAGCCGCCUGCCGUUGACUAACACCCUCUUCCGCCUGGCGAUGCAGAAGAAGGCGACCUGGAUGCACCCCCGAUGGCGCCGCUGGCAGCUGCUGUAUUAUGUUCUCGUCGGGCAGCGUGAUCAACGGGACGUGCUGGUGACCAAGGCUGAGCGGACUGCCCCCUCAUCGUCUUCAAGAUGAAGCUCCGUCCGAAACCCCACAGGAGGCCGCAAGGUAAGCAACCACCAGGCAGGUUGAAUAUCGCUUUUUUAUCCUUGCCUGCUCACCGUUUAAAUUUCUGCUCUCAGCUGACCCAGCUCCUGGAAGACAUGCAAACUCAAGACGAAAACGUCGUCAUAGAGACUUGGUGGUGGCAACUGCGCGACGCCGUCCAUUCGACCGUCUUGGGAGUCUUUGGCCGCACACUUCGUCAACACCAGGAUUGGUUUGACGAAAACGACGGAGCCAUCAGCAACCCGCUCGUCGAGAAAGGCAGGCAGCAUACAGCCUACCUCGACUGCCCAAACGUUGCAAGCAAAUCGGCCCUUAACCAAUGUCGCCGCCUUGUGCAGCAACGGUUGCGAGAAAUGCAGGACACGUGGAUGACUCGUAAGGCUUAG
Molecule: messenger RNA, 2043 nt
Organism: Spirometra erinaceieuropaei
Lineage: Eukaryota; Metazoa; Platyhelminthes; Cestoda; Diphyllobothriidea; Diphyllobothriidae
Source: the annotation of a GenBank genome assembly